AUGGUGGGCCCCGGCGUGGUGGGGGGCUGCGGCGGGGGGCUCUCGGCCCGUCUGGGCUGCUCCGUCAGCGAGCGGGACGUGGGCAGGGGAGAGACCUUCAGCGCCGAGUGGCUGGACCUGGAGCUCAGCACCCGGCCCGAGGAGCGGUGGUGCCGGCGGGAGGUGGACACGGCGCGCCGGGAGUCGCUGGAGCAGCGCGGGGCCGUGCAGGUGCUGCAGCAGCGCUCGCCCUGGGGGCUGCUCCGGGUGGGGGUCCUGGGGCAACCCCUGGCCCAGCACCUCCUGCCCUACGCCCGCACCUUCCCCGUGCCCCUCUUCGCCCCCCCAGACCUCCGCGGAGCCAAGGGGGGGCUCCCCCGGACCCUCUCCCGCUCCCUCUCCCACGAGGCCCAGCGGGGCUGAGCGGGGACAGGGGAC
Neopelma chrysocephalum (saffron-crested tyrant-manakin) is the source of this 417-nucleotide messenger RNA. RefSeq names its product telethonin-like. Bases 1 to 402 code for a protein of 133 amino acids. Gene Ontology annotation, cellular component: Z disc. The record is from RefSeq and is a predicted model, not a curated record. Gene Ontology annotation, biological process: skeletal muscle thin filament assembly; skeletal muscle contraction; detection of muscle stretch. Lineage: Eukaryota; Metazoa; Chordata; Aves; Passeriformes; Pipridae. The transcript is spliced from 2 exons. Gene Ontology annotation, molecular function: titin Z domain binding; titin binding; protein-macromolecule adaptor activity.